Molecule: messenger RNA, 1605 nt
Organism: Malurus melanocephalus (red-backed fairy wren)
Lineage: Eukaryota; Metazoa; Chordata; Aves; Passeriformes; Maluridae
Gene: PIGB
Product: phosphatidylinositol glycan anchor biosynthesis class B
Exons: 12
Coding region: 1-1605 (534 amino acids)
Biological process (GO): GPI anchor biosynthetic process
Cellular component (GO): endoplasmic reticulum membrane
Molecular function (GO): alpha-1,2-mannosyltransferase activity
Source: RefSeq, a predicted model, not a curated record
AUGCCCCGGCGGAUGGAGGCGGCCGCGGCGCUGCGGGCGCGGAUGCCGGAGGCGGUGCGGCUCCGUAAGCGGCGGUCGGUGCUGUACGGCUCGGCCGGCGGGGCCGCCGCGCAGCGAGGUGCCGGUGAGGCCGCGCCCGCGCCGGUGCUGGCGCUCGCCCUGGCGCUGCGGACGCUCAAUUGCUUCCUCGUCCAGACCAGCUUCGUCCCGGACGAGUACUGGCAGUCGCUGGAGGUGGCGCAUCGCAUGGUGUUCAAUUAUGGUUACCUGACUUGGGAAUGGACAAGUAGCUUAAGGGGCUACUCGUACCCACUGAUCUUUGCAAGUAUGUAUAAAGCAUUACAGCUGCUGGCUCAGGAUAAUGUUCAGCUGCUGAUCUGGGUCCCUAGGCUUGCACAGGCAGUGCUGGCUGCUUUUGCUGAUGUGAAGCUUUACUCAUUAGUGCAACACCUUGAAAAUUCAGAAACAGCAAAGUUUGUGUUCUUCUGCCAACUCUGUUCGUGGUUUACAUGGUAUUCCUGUACCAGAACUCUAACAAACACCAUGGAGACUAUUCUUACCAUUUUUGCACUUUCCUACUAUCCAGUAAAAGGUUCCAAGAUGGGGAACAGUUGUAAAUAUUUAGCUUUGGUAGCACUUGCAAUUGUUAUUCGUCCCACUGCUGUUAUCCCAUGGAUGCCUUUGAUCUUCAGUCAUUUUUUGCAAGAAGAGAGGAAAGCAGACCUUAUCCUGCACAACUGCAUUCCAGUUGGAUUGGUCACAGUAGGAACCUCUUUAAUAAUUGACCGUGUGUUUUUUGGUGAGUGGGUACUGGUUCAGCUGAACUUCGUGAAAUUCAAUGUGCUGCAGAAUUUGGGAACAUUUUAYGGCUCUCAUCCUUGGCACUGGUACUUCACUCAGGGACUGCCAGUCAUCUUGGGUACCCAUCUGCCUUUCUUUAUUCAUGGCUGUGUGCUGGCACCAAGAAGGUACCGCAUCUUUCUGCUGGCAGUGAUUUGGACAGUGGUGGUGUACAGCACUCUGAGCCAUAAGGAAUUCAGGUUCAUCUACCCAGUACUGCCUUUCUGCAUGAUUUUUUGUGGAUAUUCUUUGAAACACCUGAAAGCAUGGAAAAAAUCUGCAGCAAGUUUCCUGCUCCUAUCCAAUUUAGUCCCAGCCCUGUACACAGGCUUGGUUCACCAGCGAGGCACUCUGGAUGUUAUGGGUCACAUCCAGCAGCUCUGCAAUAACUCCCACCAGUCCCAAGCUUUUGUCUUCAUCCUGAUGCCAUGCCACUCUACUCCAUUCUACAGUCAUGUUCAYUGUCCUCUGAAAAUGAGAUUCCUUCAGUGUCCCCCAAACCUAACUGGCAAUGAGAACUACACUGAUGAAGCAGAUGUGUUUUACUCUAACCCACUUGGCUGGCUGAAUAAGGAGUUUUACAAUGACACAUUAUUACCCAGUCACUUGAUCUUCUUCAAUGUGCUAGAACAGGAAAUAUCAUCAUUUCUAGCUUUAAGRGGCUAUGAGAAAACAGCCACUGUUUUUCAUACUCAUGUACCUCAAGGACGAGUUGGAAGCCACAUCUACAUCUACAGGAGAAAAACUGAAAUGAAUCAUCCCUGA